Molecule: messenger RNA, 4161 nt
Organism: Metarhizium brunneum ARSEF 3297
Lineage: Eukaryota; Fungi; Ascomycota; Sordariomycetes; Hypocreales; Clavicipitaceae
Gene: sec73
Product: Protein transport protein sec73
Biological process (GO): regulation of ARF protein signal transduction
Molecular function (GO): guanyl-nucleotide exchange factor activity
Source: RefSeq, a predicted model, not a curated record
AUGGCUAGUGAGACGGAUAUCCGACGCCAUGCAACCUUCAACGUGCCUCGGCCAUCCAACGACGAUGGCGACGACGACGAUUAUGAAGCUGCACCCUCUUCCUCGUCAGCAGCACAGCCCGUCGUUGCGGGAGACUCUUACUCAUUGUCUCAGCCGGAUACUCACCAAUCCGAGCCGCCCGAGCACAGUCCUGAGCCACCCACGUCCGAGUCUGAACGACAAAACAAACGCCGCCCGUUUUCCAUCCUGCGAUAUCGAAACGCCUCCGAUUCUCAGUUGUCUUUAAGAGCCAGGCAACAGGCUGAAGCACCGCCUCCUGUUCCACGGCCACCCGCCAUCAUUACAACUGCUCCUACCAACGAUAUCGCAGGCCCGAAAAAAGUGGCAUCACGUAUGAGUUUGGCCGCAAAGUUUCGCCGGUCCAAUGAUAUUGCCAGGAGCGGCAGACGUGAUGCCUCCAUAGACACCAUGCACAGGGGAAAUCACUUGGCUGAUGGUCGAGAUCUUGCGUCUAGCCGGGCGUCGGAUGAGCCAGUAUAUCGUCGGCCAUCAACUCAGGCGGCAGCAUUGCCCAAUGGUACCUCCCUUAAUGCAUUGGACAAUCGUCAAUCAGAAUCUUCCAGAUCUGAUGCCAGCUCUGGCGAUCACGUCUCCCGUUCAAGUCCGACCACAACCCCCAAGAAGCCUCCCUCUAGCACGCCAUUUUUCAAACUUCGCAAAUCCAAGAAGCCUCCAGAACCUUUGUUCCCUGUAGCUCACCUCCAACAAAAGAAUAUAGUCAAGGGCGAGAAUCUAUCGUCAGCCUCUCUUGGCACUGGCGUCACACCUCGCCCAGUGUCAUCGCAGAGCGCCACCCCUCGAGCUUCCAACGGCGAUGGAGAUGAAAUCCAUAUAACCCAAAGUUCUGCUGCUUCUGCUUUGUUUGUCCGGGGAAGUGGGCAACAUUCCGGUCAAUCAUCCCCUACGCGGACAAAUCUACUCAGGGGUCGGUCCUCUACCAUGAGUUCAAUGGGUAGAGACUCCACCGAUGACCACCUGUUACCUCCAACUACCCGUACAUCGACAUCUAUUGGCCGGAAGAGCUUCGGCGACUUGUUUGGGCUUGGUCGUAUCAGACAAAAUUCUGAACUCAGUCGCCAAGGGACACUGACACCCGCCACCCCUGGCUCAAUAACCUCCAAGAGCAACUCAUUGCAAUUGCCAAGAGAUUCGGUCAUCCUGCCAGAACGCCAAGGCAAUGAGUCCCCUGCGAAGUAUCUGGCUCGUCUGGAAGGUGUGGUAAGCCGAGGGGUCAUUGCAUCUGCCUUGUCAAAGGGAGCUGAUCCAUUUUCUGUUGCCGUGCUCCGAAGUUACAUGAGGAGCUUUAGUUUCUUCGGGGAUCCUAUGGAUAUGGCUAUUAGAAAGUUGCUGAUGGAGGCCGAGCUACCCAAGGAGACUCAGCAAAUUGAUCGAUGCUUGCAGGCGUUUGCUAACCGCUAUCACGAAUGCAAUCCCGGUAUCUACUCAUCUCCAGACCAAGCUUACUUUAUAGCAUUCUCACUUCUUAUAUUACACACGGAUGUAUUCAAUAAGAACAACAAGCACAAAAUGCAAAAGUCGGAUUAUUUGAAGAACACGCGGGGAGAGGGUAUAUUUGAUGAUAUCCUCGAGUGCUUCUACGAUAAUAUUUCAUACACUCCUUUCAUUCACGUUGAGGAUGACCUGGACUUGACGAACGACCGCAUGCAAAACAACAAGUCCAAAAAGAAGUUGCUUUCUGGGAAUGGCGCUGACCCGGCAAAGCGCGCUGCAAAGGAACCCAUUGACCCCUAUACGCUCAUUCUUGACGGCAAUUUAGAUGCGUUGCGGCCAAAUUUGAAGGAGGCCAUGCACUUGGAUGAUCAUUAUAAUUAUUUAGGGACUGCGCCUUCCUUUAAUCUGAAGGACCUGCAAAACACCUUUUUUAAAACCGGGGUCCUCCAGAUCGUGUCACCUAGAUCACGGCCAGACGCAUUCAUGUCGGAAAAGACGGCCACAAACCCCAAUGAUGCUCAUCCGGGAAUCGUGGAUAUCAAAGUCACCAAAGUUGGGUUGUUGUGGCGGAAGGAUGCCAAAAAGAGGAAGACACGAUCACCGUGGCAAGAAUGGGGCGCGAUUUUGACUGGAGCCCAAUUGUAUUUUUUCCGAAAUACAAGCUGGGUGAAGAAUCUAAUCCAUCAAUAUGAGGGCCAUCUCAAAGGUGGGCAUGAUGGUAUACCAAUUAUAUUCAAGCCUCCGCUUGAAGAGUUCAAACCAGAUGCUUUGAUGUCUACACAUGCCGCUGUGGCGCUCGUCGACACUGCAUACAAGAAACAUAAAAACGCAUUCUUAUAUGUUCGACAAGGUGGCUUAGAUGAAGUGCUUUUGGCAGACAGCGAGGAAGAACGCAAUGACUGGCUGGCCAAGCUCAACUACGCUGCUGCGUUCAGGACGUCGGGAAUUCGGAUGCGUGGUGUGGUGGGAGCCAACUUUGACGGUCAAGGUCGCCGGGGCAUGCGUCGUUUGGACAGCUCUGACGCGACACAACUAAUACAAACUCCCACUGGUCCUGUUUCAAUCGCACGGGGCUACAUUGAUCAUAAAAUGGCCGAAGAUAUACAGACGGCAAGACGCGAUGGCAUGCAACAAAAGAUUUGCGAGGCUGAUAAGAAAGUUGAAGAAGCUCAGAAAUUGUUGGAGGAACAGUUGAGGAAUGCAAGGCACCUCCAGAUUCUAGCACCAAUCCAGCCACGAACAAGGGAGCAGCUCUUGCUGGCCGCAGCCCGCAUGUCUGCACAGCUGAGGUGGACUCGUAUGGAGAUUUGGCGGGAAAAAUGUCACCGGGACAUUCUCGUUCAAGACCUUGCAGAUGACGAAGUCCCGUUGCUACAAUCUGCUUUGCAGUCAGAUUCACAGAGUGUUCCAUCCAUGCCACAGCCCCCAUUGACUCGGCUGGAGUCGAAAUCUAAACAUCAAACCGUUGACGAAAAAAGCCCCCAGACGCCCACAGAAAACUCAUUAUCUCAGAUUCCGAGUACUGUCAGUACCGGCAAAGUCAUCGACUCUCCGACCAAAACGAGCGUCCCCCAGACGCCUCCACAAUCUGCCGGUAAGGAGUCCUGGCAUGCGAAAUCCGACGCGAAAAGUAUGAGGCAAGGAUCUAUCUCAAGCAUUGCCGUAGCUGCAGCACAGCCCUCAACCCCAACACCUCACGCCAAAGCCUUUCAGGAUGAGGACAUCGCCAGCUCGUCAAGAACGUCGGAUACUGGCCAAGAUGAUGUGGAUGCCGACGAACGGGACUUCUUGAAGCAAGCCGGGCUGUGGGAGGCAAAAUCAAGACGUGCCUCUUUAGAAAGGACACCCAUGUCUACAGUUACAGAAGGCAAUGAGUACUCGGUUACGACAGAUCGAGAUAAAUUAGAAAGAAGCAAGAUUAGAAGAAGCUUGCAGCGGACUCUUAGGGAGAGUGCAGGUCACCUUUCACAUCAUCGCAGCAAGAGGGGCAGAGACACAGGUCCGCCAGUUGUUGGUUCUGUGGAUGAUGGGACCCGGGAAACGACCCUGUCCCGUGGAACUGGUAGCUUUGUUGUUCAUGGUAAAAAGGCCUCAGUGAUCAAUCUGGGCACAGAGCUGCAGACAUUGUCUCAAGAAGACAAGAUUAUGUCACGGAAACAACACCAGUCAUUGCAGCAAGACCAGCAAGACCAACCAGCUACCCCUUUACUGGGCAGUGACAGCCUUGAUGACGAUUUCCACUCUGCACUCGAAACACCAUCCGAGUCGAACGGCACAAGUAGCAGAAGGAACUCGGUCGCUAGUACAAGCACUGCCACCGCUCGUAGUUUUAGAGAUCUUCACAGGAAAUAUUCAUCAGCACAAGCAGCUAGGAGCGUUUCCGGUGGAAGGCUUGCAAUCCCAUCGGAUGGUGAAAGUGAAGUCGGCCCUAGCAUCCGCGACGGCAGAAAAUCACCCCAAAUGGCAUCAGGAACGCGACUAGAGGACCUGGAGGCAGGUGCAUAUUCACAAGUGAGUGAAAGUGUGACUGAGGACAAGAAGCUGGAUGGAGAAGUUUGUGAAAGUGAUGAGUCGUGUAGUAAUGACGAAGACACACGACUUGAGCCUGAAACCCUAACAACUCAACCGAUACAGGUUGUGAGAGUCUAA